AUGGCAGAAGUUAACGGCGAUGCCCCCCAAACCAACGGGCACACCUCUCCUCCCGCACAAGCAGCACCCCCCGUGCCGCAACCCCCGGCGGCGGCAGCGGCAGCGGCAGCAACACCACCCAAGAUCCUCUCCAACCCAAGCGUCCCCCUGACCUCUCUCAAUGACAGCGGCCUCUCGAAGCGCCCCCGCGAUGUACGCACAAUCCACCUCCUCCUCUCCUCCGUAGGCUGCACGGCCUACCAAGAACGCGUGCCUUUGCAACUGCUCGACUUCGCCUAUCGCCACACCUCCUCCAUCCUCUCUGAUGCGCUCCACCUCUCCUCCGACGCCUACGUCUCGCAACAGACACGCGCCAGAGACGCGCCACCCGGUGGUGGUUUCCGGGACGCAGACGGCCAGGUUAGCUCUAACGCGGUUCAGCUUGCUAUUUCAAGUAGGCUACAGUAUCAGUUUGGGGGUGGGACUGGAGGUGGAGGAUUGACGAAGGACUUUUUGAUGGAGACAGCGCAAGCGAGGAAUAAGGUUGCCCUGCCGAGAGUGUUGCAAAAUGAGUGGGGGGUGAGGCUGCCGAGUGAGAGGUUUGUGUUGACGGGUGUGCCAUGGGGACUUAAGGGCGAGUGGGUGGAGGCUGACGAUGAGGAGGACAUCGAUAGUGGGGUUGGCGGCGGUGGCGGGAUGGAUGUUGUGAUGGGGGACGGGGAUGGAGACGACGGGGAGAAUGGGGAUGAGGAAGGGGAAGGACGGAUGGAGGAUUUGUUUGGAGGCGGGGAUGUGGAUGUGGAUGGGGAUGGAGAUGGGGAUGGAGACGGGGACGGCGAGAUGGACAUAGAUAAAGACUGA
This is a messenger RNA of Drepanopeziza brunnea f. sp. 'multigermtubi' MB_m1, 840 nucleotides long. RefSeq lists its product as uncharacterized. NCBI's taxonomy places the organism in Eukaryota, Fungi, Ascomycota, Leotiomycetes, Helotiales, Drepanopezizaceae. Gene Ontology annotation, biological process: RNA polymerase II preinitiation complex assembly; DNA-templated transcription initiation. The record is from RefSeq and is a predicted model, not a curated record. Gene Ontology annotation, cellular component: transcription factor TFIID complex; SAGA complex. Gene Ontology annotation, molecular function: RNA polymerase II general transcription initiation factor activity; transcription coactivator activity; protein heterodimerization activity.